Messenger RNA from Phalaenopsis equestris, 1656 nucleotides. RefSeq names its product gibberellin receptor GID1C-like. Lineage: Eukaryota; Viridiplantae; Streptophyta; Magnoliopsida; Asparagales; Orchidaceae. The record is from RefSeq and is a predicted model, not a curated record. Gene Ontology annotation, biological process: floral organ morphogenesis; positive regulation of gibberellic acid mediated signaling pathway; raffinose family oligosaccharide biosynthetic process. The transcript is spliced from 2 exons. Gene Ontology annotation, cellular component: cytoplasm; nucleus. Bases 446 to 1498 code for a protein of 350 amino acids. Gene Ontology annotation, molecular function: gibberellin binding; hydrolase activity.
CAUUUGUUCUCUCUUCUGUCUCCACUCUCUGUCUCGCUUUCUUCUGUACUCGUCUCCUUUGACUCCUCAUUCUUCUACCUCGCGUGCUUUCGCUCACCUCUCUUCUUAUCUUUCUCCGCCAAACCCCUCUUUUCUCCGCCCGCGCUCUCCCUCCCUCUCUCUAUCCCUCCCUCCAUCUUCCUCUCUUCCUCUGUCUUGAAGUGACAGCUUGUGCUGCGUUCUUUGAAGAAGAAGGAGAGGAACUGCUGUUCCAGUGAGAGGAAGAGCAGGGAUUAUAUGGUUUGGUCCAUGGAAUCUGGUCUUCGAGGCAGAGUAUGAGAAAAGGAGGGAGCUUUAUAGGGUUAACAGUCUCAACUUUGCAAUCGUUUCCUACUUCUGGAUUUAUAUCUGCGCGAGCGUGAUAAAUCGAUUCAUAGAUUGAGAAAUAAAGAAAAAGCAUAUUUUUAUGGCUGGAAGCAACGAGGUUAACGCGAAUGAGUCAAGGAUGGUGGUUCCCCUCAACACCUGGGUCCUGAUUUCCAAUUUUAAGGUCGCCUACAACAUGCUCCGCCGCCCAGAUGGCAGCUUUGACCGUCAUCUUGCGGAGUUCCUGGACCGCAAAGUACCAGCGAAUGCAAAUCCUGUCAAUGGUGUUGUUUCCUUUGAUCUCCUUCUUGACCGCCCAACAAAUCUUUUGUCCAGGAUCUACCUCCCUGCUCCUGCUGUCGCUGACAACGUGCUUCCACAGCAAGCCCUCCUUUCUGAGCUCCAGCGCCCACCAUCACCAGACACGUUUCCAGUGAUCAUCUUUUUUCAUGGCGGCAGCUUUGCUCAUUCAUCAGCAAACAGCGCCAUCUAUGACACCCUGUGUCGCCGUUUUGUCACGCUCUGUGGCGGUGCUGUAGUUAUCUCUGUCAAUUACCGUCGAUCUCCUGAGUUUCGCUAUCCUUGUGCCUAUGAUGAUGGUUGGACUGCUCUGAAGUGGGCUUCCUCUCAGCCCUGGCUCCGCAGUGGCAAGGAUGCCAAGCUCCGAGUUUUCCUUGCUGGUGAUAGCUCAGGGGGGAAUAUCGUCCACCAUGUCGCAGUUAGAGCUGUUGAAUCUGGUAUCCAACUCUCAGGCAACAUCCUCCUCAAUCCAUUGUUCGGUGGCAACGAAAGAACAGAAUCUGAGCUCAAUUUGGAUGGGAGGUACUUUGUAGCCUUGAAUGAUCGAGACUGGUAUUGGAAGGCUUUUCUCCCUGAGGGAGCUGACCGUGAUCACCCGGCUUGUAAUCCAUUUGGUCCCAAUGGUGCGAAGCUUGAUGAGCUUCCAUUCCCAAAGAGCCUUCUCGUUGUUGCCAGUUUGGAUCUAACUAAGGAUUGGCAGCUAGCUUAUGCAGAAGGCUUGAGGAACGCUGGUCAUGAAGUGAGCCUUAUCUACAGGGAACAGGCCACAAUAGGCUUCUACUUCUUGCCUAACACCAACCACUACUACGAAGUUAUGGAGGAAAUCAGACGCUUUGUGAAUUCCAAUUGUUAGCAUUAGCAACAUUACAGCAUGUCAUACCUCUGAAGCACAUAGCAGUAUAUAUAUGUCAUCAGUGUUUCUAAAUAUAGGCGAUCUAUCCUUCUCAUGCUUUGUUUCAGAGCAAAGAAGCGGUUUUUGCGAUUGCAGACUAUUUUAUCUGAUUUCUAGGC